This is a messenger RNA of Rhopilema esculentum, 1992 nucleotides long. NCBI's taxonomy places the organism in Eukaryota, Metazoa, Cnidaria, Scyphozoa, Rhizostomeae, Rhizostomatidae. The record is from RefSeq and is a predicted model, not a curated record.
AUGUUUAGUGAUGCUGUGGAGCAUUAUGGUCUACCGUUGUGUGUUAGAUGUGACAGAAGAAUGGAGAAUUUUGAUGUAGCAAAAUAUAUGAUCUAUAAUAGAGGGGCAGGAAUAGGAAGUUUUAUUGCUGGAAGAAGUGUUCAUAACCAGAGGAUAGAAAGGUUAUGGGCAGAAGUGAAAAGAGUUGUAAACAAAUACUACAAAGAGCUGUUUGGAUGGAUGGAACUGCAAGGAAUACUUGAUCAGCUAAACGAAAUUCACUUGGCUGCUUUGCACUAUGUGUUUUUACCAAAGAUUGAGAAAUCACUUGCAGAAUUCACAAGUCAGUGGAAUUAUCAUGGCCUGCGAACUAUGAAUAACAUGUCUCCUCUUGCUUUGUGGAGACAGCAUGUUACAGUUGAGACACCUGGCACAGCAGACGGCGACCUUCUCACGUCAUCCACCGAUAUAAAAAAGAGAUGGGUGGAACACUUUGACGAACUCCUCAAUCAACCUACUGAUGUUGACGAUAGCCUCAUUGACGAAAUUGAGCAGCUUCCCAUUGAUAACUCCCUCGACCUCCCAUUAACAGAAGAGGAACUUGACACUGCACUAAAAAACACAAAGCUUGUUAAAAGCCCUGGUCCCGACGGCGUUCUUCCCGAAGUUCUUGUACACGGAGGAAAUACACUGAAAGCCUUUCUCUUUGCCAUAAUCUCAAUGUUUUGGAUUACUGAAAACAUGCCAUCCGAAGUAACUGACCCAAACAUCACUAUUCUCUUUAAGAAAGGGGAUCAAAGUCAAUGCGGAAACUACUGUGGCAUUUCCCUCCUAAGUGUUGUAGGAAAGUUGUUUGCUGACAUUCUCCUGCAAAGGCUCAAACGUAUAGCUGACAAAGUGUAUCCCCAGUCCCAAUCCGGCUACCGUCAGAACAGAAAUGGUGUCCUAACAGAACCGUUUGAAUACAAUAGUGGUGUAAAGCAAGGGUGCAAGCUAGCGCCCACCUUGUAUGGCAUCUACGCUGCUGUACUUCUCUUGCUCGCUUAUGCAACCAUUAGUCAUCAAUUCAGCGUAAAAAUCAAAUUUCGGUAUGACGGUGAUCUCUUCGAUUUGACAAGAUUGAAAGCCAAAAUGAAAACCUUUAUCAAUUUCAUCAGAGAAGCACAAUAUGCUGACGAUAUUGCAAUCUUCAGUGACUCGUCACUUGGACUACAUGUUCUACUAAACGCCUAUAAUAACAUGGCUAAACAAAUGGGGCUUUCGAUCAAUAUAAAGAAAACCGAGACAAUGUCCAUUGGUCCGGAAGAGGAUUUUUUCAUUGACGGUACACCAAUCAAAAGCGUGAAUCGUUUCAAAUACCUUGGAAGCAUUGUUACUAACAAUUGUUCAAUGAACACCAGGCUCAUCACAUGUAUACAAGCUUUGUCUUCUGCUUAUGGCAGGCUCCGUGAACGUGUAUUUGACUCACAUGACCUUACAAUAUCGACAAAACUGAAAGUGUAUGCUCAGUGUUUAACACCACUUCUCACGUAUGGUUCUGAAACCUGGACACUAUAUCGACACCACAUCAAUCAGCUUCGCACAGUCCAGCAACGGCAUUUGAGGAAGAUUCUCCGAAUAAAAUGGAGUGACUUUGUAAGCAAUGAAGAAGUACUACGUCAAGCAGAUGUUGACGAUAUAGAAAUAACACUCAUUAAAAAUCGUCUACGUUGGCUUGGUCAUGUGUCAAGAAUGAACGACAAUUGUCCCGUUAAAGCUCUUAUGUAUGGUCAGCUCGACAAAGGCACUCGUUCUGUUGGUCGACCGAAACUACAAUAUAAAGAUACGUGCAAAAGCGUUCUUAAAUCCGGAAGAAUCUUAGGCCAAUGGCAAGAACUGGUUGUUGAUCGUCAACUUUGGAGACAAACCAUUGCAAAUGUCUGUCAAAAUGUGAAUGCAAAUCGAAUUGCGAUCUAUGAAAGACGAAAAGAGCACCGAGCUCGAAAGAAAGUUAUAAAUGGAAAUUUAGGUUAG